UAUGCAAGUAAAAGUCCAGUUUCCACUUACCAGUUACCACUAUGCAGUAUACACUUUAAAGUGCCAAAACAAUUAAUAGUUCAAUUUAAUAAUUAUAACGGAAUAAAUACAACAUUUAUAGUAAAAUAAAUAAUUUUACUAGUGUGUACAGAUUUUUCAUAUCUUGCAGUUUUCUGAAAUAAUGGAAGAAAAAUAUAUUCUAUCAUUAGAUAUUGGAACUACAACCAUACGAGCAUUUAUUUAUAACUCUCGUACCGAAACUAUAGCUAAGGCUGUUGAUCACGUAAUACUACAUUAUCCAGAACCAGGCUAUGUAGAGAUCGAUCCUGAUGAAUUAUGGAACUCUGUUGUUGAUGUCAUUAAUAAGGCUUUAAAUUGUGCCAAGUUAAGUCCUAGACAAAUAACUGCAAUGGGAAUUUCAACACAGCGGAGUACUUUUACCACAUGGUCUAGAGUAACAGGAAAACCAUUUCAUAGAUUCAUCACAUGGAAGGAUUUAAGGGCUGAUAAAUUAGUUAAAUAUUGGAAUAAUUCAUAUUUGUGGAGGUUUAUAAAGGUUGGUGCUUAUGUAUUAUAUAUGGUAUCGAGAAGUAAAAGAUUUAAAGCCGGAAGUGUUUUUAAAUUUUCAAAUAAUCAGACUACUUUGCGACUUUAUUGGGCUCUACUUAAUGUACCUGAAUUGAAAAUUGCAGUUGAGAAAAAUGAUGCAAUGUUUGGCACAUUAGAUACAUGGCUUUUAUAUAAAAUGACGGAUAAGAAAAUACACAUGACUGAUAUAUCGUCAGCGUCAGCUACGGGUUUCUUCGACCCAUUCACUAUGCAGUGGGCCGGGUGGGCCAUGUCCAUAUUUGGUAUAUCCUUAGAGAUGUUGCCCACAAUUGUGGACACGGCAGGCGACCACUUUACCAGUACAGCGAAGGAGAUAUGGGGGCAUGCUAUACCCAUUAAGAGUUGUAUAGCUGACCAAACAGCUUCAAUGUGGGGCUCAUGUUGCUUCGACGUUGGAGACGUGAAGCUUACGAUGGGGACUGGGACAUUCUUCAACAUAAACACGGGUUCAUCGCCCCACGCCAGCGUAUCGGGCCUUUAUCCUGUAGUGGGUUGGAAAUUGGGGCAGGAAUUGGUCUUCUCGGCUGAAGGGGCCAAUAAUGAUACCGCUAGUAUUAUUAAAUGGGCCCAUAAUUUGGGCCUAUUUGAAAAACCAGAAGAUACAGCUGACAUAGCGAUGUCUGUCCCGGAUUCGGAUGGUGUGUUCUUCAUACCAGCAUUUAGUGGACUCGGGCCCCCAUACAACGAUUGUACGGCGGCUUCAGGCUUUAUAGGAAUGAAGCCUUCGACGACCAAGACGCACUUAGUACGCGCGGUUUUGGAGGCGAUAGCCUUUCGUACGGCGCAGUUGUACGAUUGUGUACGGAAGGAAACGAGCUAUACGUUCAAUACUAUACGUAUGGACGGUGGCGUGUCUAACAAUGAUUUCGUGGCCCAAUUGGUGGCGGACCUCACAGGCCUCAAAGUGGAAAGGCCGACUGAAGUUGAAAUGUCUUCGCUUGGGUGUGCUCAUUUAGUUGGACUCACUUUAGGUAUAUUCAAAUCGAAAGAGGAACUAAAGUCCCUCCGUAAAAUUGGUACCGUAUUUACACCGCGUGCGCACGUCAAAAAGUCGUACGACGUCACGAUUUCCCGUUGGGAAAACGCCGUUAAACGGAUGUGUGGAUGGUAUACAGACAAUAAAUCUUCGCAAAAUAGUAUUUCCGAUAGUUCGGCGACGCCCCAAAGUAGUUUCAAAAAUGGCAAGGCGAAAUAGCAUCGGUUUUUGUACCUAUUUAUCAAGAGUCUGAACAGACUCAGAUGAUAUAGGGACAAAGUCACCUUGUUGUUAUAUGUGUAAGGUAUUAUGGACUGUAAGUCGAUUGAAUAGAGUCGAUUUUGUAGUAUGAUUACUUUUUGAGGUUAUACUUCUUUUGGCGCGAUGGUGGAAAAUGAUGAGAGUACAUUUUUACGAUGCGCAAAUACCAACACCUAAAUUCGACAUCGUAAAG
Messenger RNA from Pieris rapae (cabbage white), 2039 nucleotides. Its product is annotated as putative glycerol kinase 5. Gene Ontology annotation, cellular component: mitochondrion. Lineage: Eukaryota; Metazoa; Arthropoda; Insecta; Lepidoptera; Pieridae. Gene Ontology annotation, molecular function: glycerol kinase activity. Gene Ontology annotation, biological process: triglyceride metabolic process; glycerol-3-phosphate biosynthetic process; glycerol metabolic process. Bases 182 to 1804 code for a protein of 540 amino acids. The transcript is spliced from 12 exons. The record is from RefSeq and is a predicted model, not a curated record.